Messenger RNA from Seminavis robusta, 426 nucleotides. Lineage: Eukaryota; Bacillariophyta; Bacillariophyceae; Naviculales; Naviculaceae. The record is from the annotation of a GenBank genome assembly.
AUGUCAGACCAAGCCGCCAACAAGACCUACGACAAGCAUGUCCAGGAAUAUCCUGCGACGAAAGCACCAUCGGGAGUGCAAAUUUCCUGGAUGGCCCGUCUCGCCGUCUUUAUUGCCUUUCCAUCGCUCGUGGGUUGUUUGGGUCUCUACAUGGGGUAUCUGGAAUCGCGGCGCAAACCGGAGCGAAAACUGAGUAUGGAAGUGGAUUUUAUAAUGCCCUUUUUGCUGGCACUAUCCAUGCCAUUGUGGUGGGAUCCAAACCAAGGGAUACACCACUACCAAGGUAGAACCGUUGGUCAAAUGGCCCAAGGUUCGAAGAAAGAAAGUCAUUCGAAAGGUUCGAAAGAAGAUCUGGACGACCAAGUAGUGGUGCAGGAAGAAGAAGAAACUGUGAGAAGCGAAGGAUCCAACAACCAAGAAAGAUGA